Molecule: messenger RNA, 2991 nt
Organism: Mus musculus (house mouse)
Lineage: Eukaryota; Metazoa; Chordata; Mammalia; Rodentia; Muridae
Gene: Srprb
Product: signal recognition particle receptor, B subunit
Exons: 7
Coding region: 7-816 (269 amino acids)
Cellular component (GO): cytoplasmic microtubule; membrane; endoplasmic reticulum membrane
Molecular function (GO): GTP binding
Source: RefSeq, marked provisional
UCUUUCAUGGCUUCGGCGAACACCCGGCGAGUUGGCGAUGGCGCCGGUGGCGCCUUCCAGCCUUACCUCGACUCCUUACGACAGGAGCUGCAGCAGAGGGAUCCGACGCUGCUCUCCGUGGCGGUGGCUCUCCUGGCGGUGCUGCUGACGCUGGUGUUCUGGAAGUUCAUCUGGAGCCGAAAGAGCAGUCAGAGAGCUGUUCUCUUCGUUGGUCUCUGUGACUCUGGGAAAACGUUGCUGUUUGUCAGGUUGCUAACUGGCCAGUACAGAGACACACAGACUUCCAUUACCGAUAGUUCUGCCAUAUACAAAGUCAACAAUAACAGGGGUAACAGCCUGACUCUGAUCGACCUCCCCGGGCAUGAGAGCUUGAGGUUUCAGCUCUUAGAUCGCUUUAAGUCUUCAGCUAGGGCUGUGGUGUUUGUGGUGGACAGUGCGGCGUUCCAGCGGGAGGUGAAAGAUGUGGCCGAAUUUCUGUACCAGGUCCUCAUCGACAGCAUGGCUCUGAAGAACUCACCGUCCUUAUUAAUAGCCUGCAAUAAGCAAGAUAUCGCAAUGGCAAAAUCAGCGAAGUUGAUCCAGCAGCAGCUUGAGAAGGAGCUCAACACCUUACGAGUCACCCGGUCCGCGGCUCCCAGCACACUGGACAGUUCCAGCACCGCACCUGCUCAGUUGGGGAAGAAAGGCAAAGAAUUUGAAUUUUCCCAGUUGCCACUCAAAGUGGAGUUCCUGGAGUGUAGUGCCAAGGGUGGACGAGGGGACACUGGCUCUGCUGACAUCCAGGACUUGGAGAAGUGGCUGGCCAAGAUUGCCUGAGGAGCAUCGCUGGCCACAAGCGUUGGUCAUGUGAGACUGACCCUGCAGUUUGAGAAAGGGCGGUGGUGGUGUGGACUGAUAAAGAGGGGGCAUGUCGUUGAAGCAUUUCUUGAGUUCUUGAAACAAUUGUACCACCCCCACCCCACCCCCGUCAGCUCCUUUCUCAGCUAGUCCUUUCUUAAUUCCCAUAUUCUUUCUCCCUUUGCUAGGUGUUAGGUGUAGCAUCAUGUUAGUGUGAGACAUAACAGAGAGGGCAUCGCUUUGAGAGUAGGGUCGCAUCUGAGAAGUCCUUGUCUCCUGCCUCUGUGUUGGUCCCUUUUCCUGGGACCAGAUCUGCCUGCUUGUGGAAUAAGUGAACUUGCAGUUGCCCCUGGUGUAGGCAUAAUACAGUGUCAGUUCUUAGUGGAGUCUGGGGUGUGAAGGUCUACAGUGAAGACAGCUUCAAAGCCACAGGCACAGCUGACAGUGUGUCCUUCACGGGCUCAGUGACCAUCCCACACCACCCUAGCUGACAGUGUGUCCUUCACGGGCUCGGUGACCAUCCCACACCACCCUAGCUGACAGUGUGUCCUUCACGGGCUCGGUGACCAUCCCACACCACCCUAGCUGACAGUGUGUCCUUCACAGGCUCGGUGACCAUCCCACACCACCCUAGCUGACAGUGUGUCCUUCAUGGGCUCGGUGACCAUCCCACACCACCCUAGCUGACAGUGUGUCCUUCACGGGCUCGGUGACCAUCCCCACACCACCCUAGGUUCAAAAGCUGCCGCAACCCCGAAGAGUCACCCUCACAAGGUGGCUCUAGGAGCCAAAUCCCCAGACACUCCUAGGUUAGUGUUCUAGAGGCUCCACUGGGGAGAGCAGGGAGACAGCACACUGCUGCCUCGGGCGUGCGUGAGCCCAGGCUGUCCCCUGUGCUACUUGAUCAGCUCCUGUUGUGUCACCCCAGCUAGAGUGCUAUGGAACAAUACAAACUGAAGAUGUCCACUGUGCAUUUUAAAUACAUAUUUAUUCAUGAUGCUUUAAAAAAUGUUACCUUUUUAAAGUGAUGCUGUCUUCAACAUUUGUGUUCUCAUUGCUUUUAUAAAUGACUGGUAUCUUGAUAAAUGACUAUACUGAAAGCAUUGAGUCAAAUGAUGAGUACAAGUGGGAACCUGAGCUAGAAUUGAACCCCAGCUCCAGGUUACUGAGCCUACAGAUCGCUGCAUAUAUGAGACUCUUGGUCUCGUCUCACACUCAGAGUCAGGCUUCACUAAAGCCACACUAAAGAGACAGGCAGAGCAUUGACUCAGGUGCAGUGCUCAGGGAAUAUGUGUGGCGCUCUGGGCUGGCCUGGACCAGUGAGAGGGACAGGAUAAACACACAGGUGUUCUCUGUGCAGACCAGCCCAAGCCUCUGCCUGCUGACACAUGGCCUCCCUGUGGGUCACCUGGGCUGAUAAUAGAGUCCCAGACCAUGAUUCCCAUCAAGUACUCAGCUCCCCACUCCUAAAAUAUCUACUGGCCUUGCUUAUGGUGUAUGAGACAGAUACAGCACAGCACAGGACAGAUAAGCCAUGAGAUGACUCAGUUCUCACUGGGAGGCAGUAUUGCUGCUAGGAUUCUUACUGCCCUUUGCACACUGCUGUUCAUGUUGGUCACGGACAAAUGGGAAGGGCACGAUGAAGGACGUUCACAUCACAGUAGGUGCUCAUCAAAAAAACCUUUCAGUUAGAAAAUGUGUUCGCUGGCCUCCCUUUUGUCUGCAUAAUAAAGUGAUUUUACUUAGUGGGAGAAUCAGUACAUCAAAAAAGUGACAAGGAUGGAGAGCAAGGAUAAAUGUUAUUUAUUUAUUUAUAGCCUGUGUCCUGAGCAAAAGGUAAGCUGUGCAGGGCUGGGAACCAGGUUAGUAGAAUGCCUACCUGGAACGCAUGGGUCUGGCUUUGCUGUGGGCUGCUGUAAAAGCCAGCUCUAAACAGGCAGCCGCAGCAAAGAUUCUAUGUCUGGACUCUUCCAUGGAGCCACGGCAGAAGCAGCUUCUCACUGCUAGGUGCCUUGUGGUCUCUCGGGAGGCCUUGGCCCCUGCCACUGCUUCCCAGGGCCUCCAGCACCUCCUGACGUGAGCUGUUCUAUCAGAGGGGAGGGGAGGCAGUGGCCCAGCCAUUGAGCUAUUUCAGGCACAAUAAAAUAUAAGGCU